Messenger RNA from Drosophila suzukii, 1864 nucleotides. RefSeq names its product kinesin heavy chain. Gene Ontology annotation, molecular function: ATP binding; microtubule binding; microtubule motor activity. The record is from RefSeq and is a predicted model, not a curated record. Gene Ontology annotation, biological process: microtubule-based movement. Lineage: Eukaryota; Metazoa; Arthropoda; Insecta; Diptera; Drosophilidae.
AUGUCAUGCAGUACAGAGAUGAAGUCCCAUCCUGGCGAGAUGAGGGUCUAUCUGUUCCGGAAGUUAUUGGCCUCGCCCAACGAUUUGCAGCGCGAAGUGUGCGAGGAGGCGAUCGGCGAGGUUUUGGAUCAGGUUCUCAGUGGACGCACCAGCACAAUCUUCAGCUGCAGCGGAGUAUAUAGGGAACUUGGAAGGGAUCCAGCUGACAUGGUCACCCGCAUCCUGGGCGAACUCUUCACCAGCAUCUACUCGAUGGAGACGAACUUGGAGGUGCACGUUUCGGUGCGGUAUGUUCAGCUCAGCGGAGAGUCGGACGAUCUGGUGGUCAACCUCAGGGGAGGCAAUCGCCGGGCCACCCGAGAUCACUUUGUGGCCACUGCCCGUGAGGUGCUCACCUACAUGGAGAGGGUCAUGGGCAGAGUGGGAGAAGCCGGCGAUUGUCCACACCUGAUCUUCACCAUCCACGUGAGGCAGGCGAAUAGCGAGCAGUUAAGGAAAUGUUGCGGGAAGCUUCAAAUUGUACACCUGAAGAUCCUGGAGGAAGAUUCGUCGCCCCUUGAAUCGGACACGUCCCUGGACACGCUGGUGAAUCUGUUCCAAGCCCUGGCCAACAAUCCCAAGACCCACAUUCGGUACCACAACAUACGGUUGACCAGGCUUUUAAAACAACUAACGGGCAGCGAAGGCAGAACAGUGGUAAUCAACUACACAGAUCCCCCGGAAAUAAGAGACCACCUAGUUGCGUCCGCACCAGCACCUACUUCCUCUUCCAAUACCAACGUAAGUCUGCCCGUCGAAGUCUGGAGGGGAAUGUUCAGACAGGAGCGAAAAAGGUACCUCUGCUUGAGGGAAAAGGUUCUGGGAAUGGUGGAGGAAAGGGAGGAGCUGGAGAUGUUCCUGGAGAGCUUGGAGAUGGGCGACAAUCCAGAGGAGGAAAGAAAUACCUCUGAAGGAGACUGCUGUGGAAUAGAGGAGAGCCUCAUGCAGCAGAAGAUGCUGCUGAUUCGCAAAGAGGCAGAGAUGUCCAUCGAAAAGCUGCAAGAUCUGCAGGGAGACAUCGAUCAUCUAGCUGAAAGCAACGAUCACUUGGAGUCGGAACUUGCCCAAAAGAACAUCCAACUGGACAGACAGAGCUAUCUGUUGCGUUCCAUUCACAAGGAGCUUAUAGAUCAGAAGCGGAAGUUCCAGGACAAACUGGCCGAGUACUCGGACUUGUUCCAGAGUAUGUGGCAAAGGCAGAGUGUGGACAUUCAACGGCAGGAGCAAGUGCAGCGAAAUCAGUUGUCCGAGAUGCUCGAAAACAUCUGCCAGGCGAUGCAGCGGUGGUGCCACAGGAAAGCAGCCCUAAUGCCGCAGGAGGAUGAAGGGCUGGAGACACGGAAGAGCCUGGUGGAAGACCCUAAGCUCUAGAGUUUUCCACUCGGCUCCCAGCGAAGAGGCCACGAAUCACCCGCUUAAAGGUCAGCCAGUCCAUCGACUGCUUCAGGUUUUUUUCCAGCUCCGAAGCCAAAGCCAUCCGGCCAUCCGGACCAGUCACGAACCAUUCGGAGCCAUCUCACACAUUCCCCAGCGCAUCUGGCUGUGCCACUUUGCCAUUUAGCUGGCGCGACGGAACCGAAGCGAUAUCUGUCGGCAAGUUCGUUGCCUAAGUCUUUCGUUUUGCCCGCCAGUUUAAGGCUGUGAAAUCGGGAAGGGCGGCUGGGAAUGGAUUUGGAAGGGGAAAGUUCCCUAGCCUAAUCAAUUAGUGCUAUCAAAUUUAUACUAUUUCCAAAUUCUAGAUGGAGUAAUGUUAAGUCGACUAUGUUCUACGUGCUUUCUAUCCGGAAAAUGCAGUUAUGUGUAGAUACAAAUUUUACAGUUAUUA